Molecule: messenger RNA, 1561 nt
Organism: Saprolegnia parasitica CBS 223.65
Lineage: Eukaryota; Oomycota; Saprolegniomycetes; Saprolegniales; Saprolegniaceae
Product: adenylosuccinate lyase
Exons: 2
Coding region: 12-1457 (481 amino acids)
Biological process (GO): 'de novo' AMP biosynthetic process
Cellular component (GO): cytosol
Molecular function (GO): N6-(1,2-dicarboxyethyl)AMP AMP-lyase (fumarate-forming) activity; (S)-2-(5-amino-1-(5-phospho-D-ribosyl)imidazole-4-carboxamido) succinate lyase (fumarate-forming) activity
Source: RefSeq, a predicted model, not a curated record
UUUGCAAAAUAAUGACCGACGACAAGACCCGCUACGAGCACCCGCUCGUGUCCCGCUACGCCACGAAGGAGAUGAGCCUCGUGUGGUCGCCCCACACCAAGUUCUCGACGUGGCGCAAGCUCUGGCUCGCGCUCGCGCGCUCGGAGAAGAAGCUCGGCAUCGCCAUCACGGACGAGCAGCUCCGCGCGAUGGAGAAGGCCAUCUACGACAUUGACUACGCGUAUGCUGACGAGAUGGAGAAGAAGUUCCGCCACGACGUCAUGGCCCAUGUCCACGCCUUUGGCAAGGCCGCCCCCGAGGCCAUGCCCAUCAUCCACCUCGGCGCGACCUCGUGCUUUGUCGGCGACAACGCCGAUAUCAUCCAGCUCAAGCAGGGCCUCGAGCUCGUCCAGCGCAAGCUGCUCAAGGUCAUGAAGGUCCUCCGCGAUUUCGCUGUCCAGUACAAGGACAUGCCGACGAUGGGCUUCACCCACUUCCAGCCCGCGCAGCUCGUGACGGUCGGGAAGCGCGCGACGCUCUGGCUGCAAGAUUUCCUCCUCGACUACGAGCGCCUCGAGAACCAGAUCAAGACCCUGCCGCUCCGCGGUGUGAAGGGCACGACGGGCACGCAGGCCAGCUUCCUCGAGCUCUUCAAUGGCGACCACGAGAAGGUCAAGCAGCUCAACCGCCUCGUGGCCGAGCAGAUGGGCUUUGAGCACGUCAUCCCCGUCUCGGGCCAGACGUACACGCGCAAGAUCGACUUUUUCGUGCUCUCGAUCCUCUCUGGCAUUGCGCAGUCGGCGUACAAGAUGGCCGGCGACAUCCGCCUCCUCGCCAACAUGAAGGAGAUCGAGGAGCCGUUCGAGAAGAACCAGAUUGGCUCGUCGGCGAUGGCCUACAAGCGCAACCCGAUGCGCUCGGAGCGCGUCUGCUCGCUCGCGCGCUACGUCAUGUCGCUCACCGACAACGGCGGCCACACGCACGCGUCUCAGUGGUUUGAGCGCACCCUCGACGACUCGGCCAACCGCCGCAUCGUCCUCCCGGAAGCCUUCUUGGCCACGGACGUGAUCCUCAACUUGAUCGCGAACGUCUCGGACGGCCUCCAGGUGUGGCCCAACGUCAUCGCCGCGCACAUCAAGGCCGAGCUGCCGUUCAUGGCCACGGAGAACAUCCUCAUGGCCUGCGUCAAGGCCGGCGGCGAUCGCCAGGACCUCCACGAAGCGAUUCGCGAGCACUCGAUGGCCGCGGGCCGCCGCGUCAAGGAGGAAGGCGCCGCCAACGACUUGCUCGAGCGCAUCGCCAAGGACGCGCGCUUCGCGUCCGUGCACAAGGAUCUCGACUCGCUCUUGGACCCGAAGCUCUUUGUCGGCCGCUCGCCCGAGCAGGUCACCGAGUUUGUCACCGAGUGCAUCGACCCGAUCUUGGCGAGCCACAAGGAAGCCUUGAUGAUGGACGACGUCGACGCCAUCAAUGUCUAAACCACCGAAAUCCCAUGUGUACUCCAUGUCUCAACCAACACUGACAUGACUUCAAAGCCAGAAUUGCAUCGAUAAGGGGUUAAUAGGUUGAAAGGACGACGAGG